Molecule: messenger RNA, 1824 nt
Organism: Saprolegnia parasitica CBS 223.65
Lineage: Eukaryota; Oomycota; Saprolegniomycetes; Saprolegniales; Saprolegniaceae
Exons: 3
Coding region: 1-1824 (607 amino acids)
Biological process (GO): lipopolysaccharide biosynthetic process
Cellular component (GO): membrane
Molecular function (GO): acyltransferase activity, transferring groups other than amino-acyl groups
Source: RefSeq, a predicted model, not a curated record
AUGUCGGACGCGAUCGCGAUUCCCGAGGAGUCGCACGGUCUUUUAAAAGGAAAAGACGCUUCGCUGCCGGCGCCGGACGUGUCGCCGACACCGCACACAUACCGCCCCGACGUCGACGGCCUCAGAACCCUCGCGGUGGUCCCUGUUCUCGUCUUCCACGCGUACCCGGCGUUCUUGCCCGGUGGCUUUAUCGGUGUCGACGUCUUCUUUGUCAUUUCCGGCUUUCUCAUUUCCGGCAUCCUCUUCAAAGAGCACCAGCGCGGCAGCUUUACGUACGCGGGCUUUUACGUCCGGCGCGUCCGGCGCAUCUUCCCGACGCUCCUCGUCGUUUUGGUCGUGACGUUCUGGCUCGGGUACCUCUACCUCAUGGCGCCCAAGCUCAAGGCGAUGGCGGCCACGAUGCUGGCGGGGUCGCUCUUCAGCGCCAACCUCCAAGUGCUCUCGCUCCAACAUUCGUACUUUGACAUUGACACGAGCGCGUUUCCCGGCUACUAUGCGCUGCUCCCGACAAUCGGGGCGACGCUUUUGAUUGCCGCCGGCGCCGACGCAAGUGUCAACACAUACCUUCUCAGCAACCGCGUCGCCGUCUACGUCGGCAAGAUCAGCUACUGCCUCUACCUCUGGCACUGGCCGCUCCUCGUCUUCGCGAUCGAGCGGUACCCGGACGUGACGAGCCGUCCGUUCUACAUGCAGCCGAUCACGAUGCUGCUGCUCAGCGUCGUCUUGAGCGUCGCGACGUACGAAGACCUCGAGGGACGACUCCGGCGGCACCACUCCAAGUGGGUCACGCCACUUCUCGUGGUUGGCAUGAUGGCAAUCGCGGUGGUCGCCGGUUGCGCCUACACGAACCCGGCAAGCUUCUCCGCCACCGAGAUUGAGAUCGCCAACGCAUCGCCGCUUGGCGAUGCGACGUCGCUCAAUGGGACGGCAGUAACGACAGUGAUACAAGCCAAGCAAGCCAUGGCCGACGACAACUGGAACUUUGGCACGACCAGUUGUGCGCCUGACGCUCUUUACAUCACCGCCGCCACGGCAUCGGUGCCGUUUCCGUUUAACGACGCUCUCUUGGCGGAAUAUCCAGAACGCUGCGAGGUGAUCAACCCGGGGCACGAAGCGGACGGCACGCUUGUCGUUCUCGGGGACUCGCACGCCGACAUGUCGGUGCCCCGGUUCAUGCAGCUCUUUGACGAUGCAACCGCGUCCAAGACGCCGUUUCCGACGAUCGUCUUCAAGGACCGAUGGGCGCGUGCGAUGCUGCCGUGCCGCCCCGAGUUUGCAGAAAACAUGCACAUGCUCGCAACGGUCAAGCCGCAAGCCGUCCUCCUCGCCGUGCAUUGGAUCCAGUAUCUCAACCCGGGUGCACCAAAGGACCAGGUGUAUACAGACCCGCCCAAGUGCUGCGUGUACGAUUUUAUAGCGUGCAAGGAGCAAAACACAGACGACGUGCGCCAUAUCUUUCAGUCGCUCCAAGCCGAGCUGCUCAAGCUCUCACGCCUCGGCAUCAAGGUAUUUGUCGUCGACCAGAGCCCUGAGUACCCGCAGAUGGUGCCCGACACGUGGGUCAGUGGCACCAGCGUCAAGGUGCCGGCGCCAAUUAGUCGGUCGGCGUUUCGUAAAGAGAAAGCGUGGUUCCUCGACCCGCUUCACGCCGCUGUGAAAGCCGCGAACGCGACGCUGCUUGACUACGCCGACAACUACUCGAACGGCGACACGGUCCUGCUCACGGACGCGACGGGUGGCAACCACUUGAACACGCGCACAACGCGAGCGCACUUGACCAUCUUGGAUCAAGUUGUUGCAGCCGCACGGACGUCUGCACUGUAA